Molecule: messenger RNA, 1628 nt
Organism: Eupeodes corollae
Lineage: Eukaryota; Metazoa; Arthropoda; Insecta; Diptera; Syrphidae
Product: ubiquitin-conjugating enzyme E2 S
Exons: 4
Coding region: 225-833 (202 amino acids)
Source: RefSeq, a predicted model, not a curated record
AUGUAGAGCUUGCAUAAUUAUUUGUAACAAAUCGAGGUCUUUCGAUAAAUAAUUUCAAUUUUAUUUCUAUUGUUUAAUUUGAUGAGCCCUCUAGCAAAUAAAACAUAUUCGAUUAUUUUUUCCACUGAUUCAAUAUUGGUUUCAAAGUUCUACGCUAUAAUUGCGGGUUUAUCGCACUAGAAACUUUGUUAAAAAUCGAUCGAUAAAAUAAUUCUCAAGCAAAAAUGAGUUCCAUCUCGAAUGUUGAGAAUCUCUCCCCGCAGACGAUACGCCAGGUCAUGAAGGAAAUGCGUUCGUUGAUCGACAGUCCGCUAGAGGGCAUCAAAAUUCAAAUAAACGACUCGGACGUAACGGACAUUCAAGCUUUUAUCGAAGGCCCAUCUGGAACACCAUACAGCAGCGGAGCGUUUCGUGUUAAACUUACACUCGGCAAAGACUUUCCACAAACGCCACCGAAAGCAUUUUUCCUGACAAAGAUUUUCCAUCCGAAUGUCGCCUCCAAUGGGGAAAUUUGCGUCAACACACUAAAGAAAGACUGGAAACCAGAUCUGGGCAUUAAACACAUCCUGCUUACCAUCAAAUGCCUUCUCAUUGUUCCCAAUGCCGAAUCAGCCUUGAACGAGGAGGCUGGCAAGAUGUUGCUUGAACGAUACGAUGAUUACUCGCAAAGGGCGAAAAUGAUGACUGAAAUUCAUGCCCAGCCUCCAAAAACAACAGACGCCAAAGACGAUGAUGGCCCUUCAUCUAAAAAACACGCUGUCGACAAAAAACUACAAGAUAAGAAAAAAGAAAAGCUCAUAAAGGAAAAGAAACGCAUUCUCAAGCGAUUAUGAGGCGCACAAAACUAAUUUUACAUAAUUUAAUCGGGCGCAUCCAUUGCCAAUAUAACACAUAACAUACAACAACAACAAAAAAUAUGAUUUAAUGAUCUAAAUAACAAAUUUUAUUUUAUUAAUUAUAAAUAUUUAUUCACUUUCAUAAUCCACACAACCAACGCAAUUCCUAUCACAGUUUAAACCAAACCAAAAAAAAAACUUAAUUAAACAAAAAAUUGCAAAAAUCUACAUAAGAAUAAAAACAAAAAAAAACAAGCACUUUAAAUACGAAUACUAUACUUGAGAGCGAUGCGAUGAAACUCUAGCACACAUCACAUUUUUAAGUUUUAUUAUUCGUGUGCAAACGUGUGCUGGAUUAAAGCAACAUCACUUAAAAAAGCAAAGCAGUUUAUCAUCAUUAACAUCAUCAUCAUCAUUCAAAUCAUAAACUGCAAGUGCUCAAUAUGGGAAAGAAAAUAAGAAAAACAAUCAUUCAAAUCACUCUGUUUCUAUGCCAGGCGCAUUCGGGAAUCAGUAAAGUUCUUGUAUCAUUUGUAUUCAGAUUAAAAGAAAAACAACUUAAGGGGAGAAGAAUAAAAAUCAUGUACAAAUCUACUUUUAGUAUAAACAAAACGACUAUUAAAUAGCAAAUACAACUGGAUAUAAAACAAAAACCUAAAAGAAUAAAACUUAACUAUAGAUCGAGGGUUAUUAAUUUAAAAGAGAAAAAUAAAAGAUAUCAUAAGAAAAAGCACCCUUUCGAGUAAAGAAAUUUAAACAUUCUAGACCAUGCUUCUGCUUUAAUAAUAUCAA